GCGCCGACCCCCCCGGGCCCAGUUUGCUUUGCUAUGUGAGGAUUGGACAAGGACGGAAAAUAAAAUAGAAGAAUAAUUCGUGUGAGAAAGGCUAUGGACGGUGGGUUCUAGAUAGUGAUUGUGAAAAAACACAAAAGUUGUACAACUUGACGAUCUUUUCCUGCGUUUUCUCCCAUAAAAACCAUUGACGAUAACGUUGAAAAAGAUCUAAUAGGAUGCAGAAUUCAGCCGAUAAUGGCCAAGUGAGAGAACAUCGGAGGCAGGUACCUGAGAAUGGAGCUGAAGUAUCAAAUCCGGCAUUUCGAAAAUUCAACUACACUCUUCUGCAACCGGCUUUCGGUGAACAUAUUAGCGUCCCUUUGGUUAAAUCUAUCAUGCAGAACAUCCUUAGGAAAGCAAAUUCCAGAAGAAAUAAUUCGAGUGGAAGUCUAGCAUAUGUUAAUAAUUUGAGAAAUCAAAUAUUAUACGUUCAUAAACUUAACAUGAAAGCGUUUGAGUUAUCAAGUUGUUAUCCAUAUUCAGACUUCUCUCAAUUAUUGUGCAAGUACGUUUUGGUGGAGUGCGAGAUCCUCAACAAGAACCCACAUUUUCCGGCAAAGAGGAAACUUCAAAUUCAACACAGAAUAUUAAGGUUACUACGUUUUAUCCAUAAUGAAUAUUUCGAAUGCAUAAUAACACCGAAAGGAAAAGAUAUCGCGAAAAUUUCCGCAAAGCCAAUUUUCGACAUCUUCGUCGAACUCAAAUGCAAUCCCCUCGCCAAUUUCGAACUGUUGGAAAGCAUGACGAUCUUGCUUUUGAAAGCGAUUGGUCUGUAUGAGAAGGUUAAAACGUCGAUGAACCAGCAACGCUCGACAGAGGACGGCCCGGAUCCAAAUUUGGCGAUAUUCGCUACCAAUGUUAUAGCAAAAUAUUCUCGCUCUGAACAGCCGAGUGCGUCGUGGGUAACACCGGCAGAUGAUACCAACGAUCAACAUGCGGUUCCAUCGGUUGAUUUGCAACAAGCAACUAAUUCGAGUGGUACCAAUCAACUGGGACCAAGGAAUUUUAAAUGUGAAAACCAAACAAAUAACAAAAAAUCCGGUGAUAAAAAUGAAACGUCCCAAACGAGCAGAGUUGAAGUUGGAGAUAAUAGCAUUAUAAAUUUAUCCAAGUGUAAUAGAUUAGCCAAAAUAGAUGCCUUAAUCGAUUCAGCGAAAAAGAAGAAUGUUGAAGAUCAUCAAGUUCCUUCGAGUUCGAAACGAAUUGUAGAAGGAUUUACGCAAAAGAAAGGAGUUGUUAAAUUAUUCACUAGUCCACAAGUAAUCGAUGAAAUUGAUUUAACUGACGAUGAGAAGAAGAAUGAAAACCAAACAACCAAUUCCGCUUGUCUUCCCACAUCAACAACAACAAAUACAACAAAUAGAUUAUUUAGUAAAAUUAAUUGUUUAGAUGAAAUAGACGCUUUAAUCGACUCGAGAAAACCAAGUAUAACAGACGAUUCGCAAAAUGUUAAGAAAAAGGAAGAUGUCUGUGUGGAAAUUGAUUUAACCAAUGAUACAGAGAAGAAAAAAUGUUUAACCAGAAAUUCCUUAGAUGCAAUAGAUGCUUUAAUCGACUCGAGAAAACAAAGAGUGAAAGACAGUUCGCAAAGAAAGAAAAAACGAAAAGACCUUGCUCUAAAAAAGGUAACGGCUCCGUCUACAUCAAAUAUUGUGCCGGAAUCUCGCUCUAGUGAUAACAAUGAAUCAGUUCCUACGUUAUUAGAUAAUCCACCCAACAUUACCGAACAAUCUUGUUCACCAGUUAGAGGAAAUAUUAGCUCAGAAGUUACUCCAAAUGAUGACGAAACAAGUUCACCAACAUGUAAAAACAACACUAAUGAAUCUAUUUUUGUCGACAAGGCGGAUGAAAUAGUUAAAAGUGGUGUUAAAAGCACAUUUCAAUCAUCAAACGAAAAAUUUUGUGCAGUGAUUAAAAAAUCCGAAAUAGAAGUGAAUCAUCUAACUGACAAUUCCAAAAUAAAUAACAAUGAACCUCAAAAACUAGGAAUCGAAUGCAAUAUCGAGCAACCAAGUAAUGUACCAAGUGCACCAAUAAAAGAUUAUCAAAUGUUUAAUCCCAGCCGCAAUUACAAGAAAACUUACAUCCAGAAUUAUUUCCUCGAACAAAACAACAAGAAGAAGACUGAAGAUUUAUUGUUGCAACAAAAAGUUCAAUUAGAAGCUCUUGAAAAUGUGAAUUUACCAACAAAAGUUCAAGUGGAAGCGCUGGAAAAUGCGAAUUUACCAACAAAAGUUCAAGUAAACAUUUCUGCAGAAGAAAAACUGAAUUCGCCUCAUGCGUUAAGUGAACAAUCAAAAUUAGAUUCUAUAUUGGAAGAAGAUAAAAAUUCUUCGGUUAUAUUAGGAGUCGAAGAAAAUCAUGACCAGGUUAACCAAGAAAAUAAAACAACUCAAGAAGAAGAUAAUAGAGAAAGCUCCGAAAAAAAAUUGAACAAUACACUUGAAGUGAAAGUUGAUACCUUACAAUGCAUGCCUGAAAGUUCACCUAAAAGCCUGGAUUCUGAAACUAUCGAAAAUCUACCUAGUAAUCAAAUCGGUGAAGAAAAAACUGAAAGAUUGUCUACUAAUCUUCAAGAUCUCAAGGACACUGUAGAACAAUUUGUUAAUGAAGAAAGGAAACAUUCUGAUAAUACUUAUCAGACAAAUGAGACCGAAAUAAAGGGUGCCCAAGAUGAACCUACCAACGAAGAAAUUACAUUCAAUGAUGAACCAACCAAUGGAGAAACGAUGGACAAUUGUGAAACUACUUACGAUAAAUCAAUUAAUGGAGAAACUGUCUGCAAUGGACCAAGUAAAGAGGAUACUAAUUGCAAUGAGGCGAAUGGAGAAGUUUUCCACAAUGAGUGUACAACUAAUAAAGAAACUCUCUACAAUGAACAGAUUAAUGGAAAUACUAUCUAUCAACCAAUUACCAGACAAACUCACUAUAUUGAGCCGACUAAUGGAGAAACUGCCUACAAGUUGGCCCAAGUUGACAUUGAAAAUCAUCAGCAGAACAUAAACAAUGUUCGAAAUGGUCUAUUUGUGCUGGCCGAUGCUGCUGAGUUCAAAAGGCACACCGAUGAAAUUUAUCCUCGGAGGAAACGAAACAACAGAAGGCAAAUGGGCGAUAGGCGGGUAACUAGAAGUAGCUCGAAAAGCGAAGAUUCCGAUACGAUUUCGAACUUAUUUAAUUUCACACCGGCCAGAGGCAAUAGGAAAAAGAAUUCUUUGAAAUUUGCUAAAUGCAUAAUCGAAGCGACGAGCGACGAAAUGACAAAUUCCACUCGAAAGAACCUAGUGAUUAAAAAUACCAGGGGUAGGAAACCAAAGGUGACUUUAAAUAACGAUGAUUUUACAUCAUUACCUGUUGUAACGAAUAUUUUUGAGACUCAGAAACCUUCAAAAAUCAGUGUCACUUUGAAAACGACGCCUUGGAACGUUAAAAAGACGAAAAAUAAAACCGAUCAAAAAGUGGACAAAAAUAAUACAAAUACAAGUAAUGGAAACCUACUAAACUGUUUAUCUCUGAAAAAAAAUAAAGGUUCUCCUCAUCAAAAUCAAAUAGAAAGAUUGUCGAAGAUUCUGAAGAACGACACGCCCGUUGCAAAAACCCGAUCUUCUUCGAAGAAGUUACAGCUGCCAGCCGAAGAAAUUUCCUUCGACAAUUUCAUUAAAAAGCAGAAGAAGAGUAAAUACAAAGUAGAUUCGAUGACGAGGAAUUUACUGACAGAGGACAGCCUAGUUAUUUCUCCUGUUCACAACGCUGAACAAAAAACGAAAAACAAACCCAAGGAAAAUCUUAAGAAAUUCCUGCCGACGGACCACAUUGAAAUUGAACCAAAAACUCCAAGUAAAUCAUCGCCCAACAAAAAUCACAAAGGUUUACCUCAUAUUGAUGAAGAUGUUCGAAAUAAAGUUGUUAAAAACCGGCACGGCACAAGAAGUAAAAAUUCACCCACAAAAAUUAAUAAAGAGAAUCGAAACAACAAGAGAAACGUCCAAGAUAUUUCUCCUAAUGCGGUAACACAAAAGCCUGUACAAGACUUACACGAAAAUUUGCUUGAUAACAAAUCAACAUCGCCAGAUUCGCAACAAUUUUCUUUAAAACAACCAAAAAUCAAUGCAGAGUUAGAAAAUGACCGAAAUAUCGUAAAAAUUUUACCGCUCGAAAUCUCACCAGAUUACGAAAUUACUCCGGAGAAAACUAGAAAAAUUUAUUAUUUCGAUCGAUCUGAAAGCGAUUCGAGGGAAGAACAAACAGAACCCUCAACAGAAAAUAAAUUAACUUGUCUUGCAAAUGAAAUAGGUGCUGAAAUUGAAUGUGUAUCCUCAAAAAUAGAAGAAACUCCUCUAAACCACCAGAAAGGUGAUGGUGAAUGCCCGCCAAAUGAAAACGUAAUUAACGAAUGUUCAAUCAAUAGUACGGUUACCGAAGAGGAAACUCGCUAUAAACUACUACCUACAGAAAUACCGCAGGUUGCCAUAUUUAAUCAAUUACCUAUGCAAACAGACCACAACAAUAAGCAUCUUAAAAACGACGAAAUUGUAAAUCUACCCGCAGAAACUUCGCCAGUAUUCCCCAAUACUGAUGAAGACUCGCGAAUUGAUCAACGAGAUAUUUCUUCUACAAAUCAAAUAGAGGUUGAAAGUAACGAAAACUUACAAAUGAACAAUGAAAGUUUACCAAAUUAUCCAAUAAAUAAACAGGAAAUUCAAUAUGAUCGGGUAGAAGAACCUCUUACAGAAACUGACAAUACUCAACGAAAUGUUAAUUUACCUGAAACUGAACCGAACUGUUCUGAAGUUGAUGUAGAAACCAUUGAGUAUGAACCUGGAGCAACUCGACAAGUUGCUUCUUUAAGUGAAAGAGAAGUGCAAAUAGAUGGUAAUAUGAAGCAACAAAGUCCAGCUAACAAUCCGAUCACCGAUGAGGAAAUGGAAGAUGAAUGUACACCUUCAAAUAAACUAGAUACACAAAUAGAUGACAAUGCGGAGGACGAAGAUUUAAUAGAUGCUACAGAAGUAAAUUCGCAGUGUUCGUUAAUUCCUGAAGAAUUAGAAGAUAACGAGAAUAUUAACAAAACUUUACCAACGGAAAUGACACCUUUAACAUCCGAAGAACUAGUUAGUGCAGAAGACAAAAUUAAAUAUUCUUCAAUAGAAAACACAACAAAUGCAGUUUGUGAUGCUGAAGCAAUAUCUUCAUUAGAACCUCAAGAUAAACGAGAAGAUGUGAAUAAAAGCCCACAGGUUGAAGAAAUUGUCGGUGAAAGAAUUGAAACUUCAAUCAUUGAGGAACAAACGGAAAUUAUAAUUUCUGCAACAGAUGAAUCGGAAGAAAAAAUUCAAAAAGAAGAAUCUGGUACUCCCGCAAUUGAGGUAAAAGUAGCUGGCGAAAAACAAAUUUAUGACCAACAAAGUUUCCAACAAGACACGGAAAUUGAAUCUAGUCUUCACACAAAUGUCGAUGAAGCCAAACGUAUACAGGAGGAAUCAGUACAAGAUCAAAUUGAAACUGAAUCUAAUGUUCCCACAAAUGAAGAUGAAUCCCAAAUUGUACAAGGGGAAGAAAUACAAAUUGAAACUGAAUCUAAUGUUCCCACAAAUGAAGAUAAAUCCCAAAUUAUACACGAGGAAGAAAUACAAAUUGAAACUGAAUCUAAUGUUCCCACAAAUGAAGAUAAAUCCCGAAUUAUACACGAGGAAGAAAUACAAAUUGAAACUGAAUCUAAUAUUCCCACAAAUGAAGAUAAAUCCCAAAUUAUACACGAGGAAGAAAUACAAAUUGAAAUUGAAUCUAAUGUUCCCACAAAUGAAGAUGAAUGCCAAAUUAUACACGAGGAAGAAAUACAAAUUGAAAUUGAAUCUAAUGUUCCCACAAAUGAAGAUGAAUCCCAAAUUAUACACGAGGAAGAAAUACAAAUUGAAACUGAAUCUAAUGUUCCCACAAAUGAAGAUGAAUCCCAAAUUAUACACGAGGAAGAAAUACAAAUUAAAACUGAAUCUAAUGUUCCCACAAAUGAAGAUGAAUCCCAAAUUAUACACGAGGAAGAAAUACAAAUUGAAACUGAAUCUAAUGUUCCCACAAAUGAAGAUGAAGCUCCAAAUAUACAGAAGAAAUCAGUACAAAAUCAAAUUGAAGUUGAAAGUCUUCCCAUAAAUGAAGAUGAAUCCCAAAAUAUACAUGAUGAAUCAGUACAAGAUCAAAUUGAAAUUGAAAGUUUCCCCACAAAUGAAGAUGAACCCCGAAAUACACAUUAUGAAUCAGUACAAGGUCAAAUUGAAAUUGAAUGUCUCCCCACAAAUAAAGAUGAACCACAAAAUAUACAAAAGGAAUCAGUACAAGAACUUGAAAUUGAAAGUCUUCCCAAAAAUGAGGAAGAAUCUCAAAAUAUACAAGAGGAAUCCAUAAAAGAUCAAACGGCAAUUGAAAGUGUUCCCACAAAUGAAUCUGAACACCAUAAUACACGGAGGGAAGGGGAAUCAGUACAAGAUCAAAUUGUAAUUCAAUCCAGUAUGCCCACAUAUGAAGAUGAACCCCAAAACAUACAACAAAAUCAAGAGGAACCAGUACAUGACCAAAUUGCAAUUGAAUCCACUGUUGUGGCAUUUGAAGCAGAAUUUAAAAAUGAAUUUACAUCUGCGGCAAAUCAAGGCGAACAAAAAUUGCAAAGUGAUAUGGAAAUCGAAUUUUUCGAUCCAAACGCAUCCGAAAAUCACGAAAUCGUGAAAAUAAAUUUACCAACAGAAACCACUUGUAGCUAUCCGAGCGCAGAACCAUUAGAAGUUGAUAAUCCAUCACAUCGAAAUGAAGAAACCCCUUCGUUAGCUGACCUAGAACUACAAACAGAAGAUAAUAUAAAACCAAAAGUUGAGGAAACUGUAGAUCUUAAUUUGCUCAAAGAAUGUUCAAAUGACUUUGUGGUAGAUUCAAUUGACGAAACUUCUGUAAACGAAGUGGAACUACAAGCAGAAGAUCAUACAAAACCAGAAUUUGAAGAUACAGUACAGAUGGAAACUACACCUGAAGAUGAAAUUAGUUAUGACAACUUAGAAAACGAACAUUCGCUAACAGAAAAAUCGAUUGGUUGUACCACAGAAUUGGAUGUUCCUCCUGUAGACGAAUUAGAUGUACAAAAAGAUGAACUUAAAAGUCCAAAAGUUGAAGAAGCCAUUGAAAGCUCUCCAGAGGAAACAACGCUUAAUUUUCCACUCGCCGAUAAGGAGCAAAAUCAAUCACAAGAGGCUCGUCUAUUAGAAGAAAAUGUACCGAAAGAAGCUAAAUUCAGUUUACCUCAAAAUGGUUUAUCGACUGAAACAAAUUCCGAAAUCCUAGAGGAUAAACCACAAUCAGGACAUUCUGAAGAAAAUGUUGAGACAACGUGUCCAAACGAUGCGGCCGGUAAAAUUGUUAUCCUAUCGAACAUUGUAAUUAGUCCUUCAUCGUGUGAUGAAAUCAUCUCACCAGAAACUGGCCCACCAGAAGAAAGCUCCGAGGACUCGGAGAAGCCCAAACAGAAAAUCUCCACUUCCGAUUUGAUAAAGCGACUGAGGGGUAAGAGUAGAACGAAAAGGAAGACUGCCAGUCACGCUGAUAGUAGCAAGAUUCAUCGCACUGUCGAAAUGCUCGACGGAUCUUUGAGCCUCAAUUCAAAUGAGGUGCUGGAGUCUGAUAACAAAACUCAAUCGGCAAAACCCGAGUCCAGUCCAAAAAUUAUUACUGAAAAUAGUGAUAUCCUGGAAGAAAAAAUCAUCAAGGAAGUCAUACUGGACUUAAGUAAUAAACAAUCUGUUGUAGAAGAAAAAUCCGAAUUAACACCACCGAUUGAAAAUAACGAGCUCUCGACGCACAAAGGAUUCGAAGUAGGCGAAAGUAUUCCAAACAAUGACGAUAAAACGAGCGAGGAGCGUUCAGAAAUCGAUACAAAACCUGAAGAAAAAUACCCCUUCGACCACAUAGAAUCCAAGCACGACAACAUUUUGGAGCAACUGGACGCCCAAAUAAAAAACAUGCAAGGCACCAGGAGUUUCUCGAACGAUCUGACAAACUCCGAUCCGGCUUUCGUCCACGAAGUGGAGCACAUGAUCAACAAACCGGUGACGGAAAGGAAGCGAAAGAGCUCGUCGGAGAACGCGGGACCGUUGUGCAAGAAAUGCAAGCAAACCGCCCCGCCGGUUGCGGACCCGCAGUCGACCAACAAUUUCAACCAACAGCCGUCGUUGUUGUCGAACGUCGGCUGCGAGAAAACCACCAGCGAGAAAUUGCUGCACGACAUCGGCUUGGGGUGCUUGGGCAUAUUCGGGGACAUCACGAUGAUUCCGCACGAUCAGAAUCCGCCUUCGAUAUCCACCGAUAAACCGUUCGUCGAUAGCGAUACGCCGUGGAACAGCAUGAGUUUCAACGCCUGCGACUUGACUAUCAUUCAUGAAAUAACCGAAAAUUUCGACGUGGAGCAUCCCCUCGAUAACGUGGAUAAGGAGCCGUUGGGAAAUGCUUCAGUCAAGGCUGCGACGAACGGAGUGAGCGAUCAUGGAUACAAAACAAGCGAUCCUAUCAUGAGCGGCGGCAAUGAGUUCCAGCAAGAUUUCGACAUGAUAUUCGAAAUCGGCCUGUCCGCCGCCCAACCGGAAUCCUACAAGCGAAAGGAAUCGUACACCGAUUGGGACAUCGAUCCGACGAACAUCAUCGUCUGGGGCGUCGAGGACUCGCCGCUGAAGCACAUCUCCACGUCGCCGCACAUCCCCGACGGCGACUCACAAAUCGACAUCGGCAACGAGGUGGAGGUGCCCUACGACAACAACAGCACCUGUUCCGAUCACAUAUUCGGCACGUUGACCGACAAGCUUCCCAUCGACGCCAUCAUCAACGACGAAACCGUUUCGGAUCCGUGGCACCUGCAGACGCCCGUCGAGAAGAAGCCGAAGACCGAACCGUCGGCCGGCAAGUCGGAAAUCAUCGCGGAACUGGUGAAUUUCCACAAGCGAAAGCAGGCGCAGAACAGGGAGACGAGGGCCGAGUCGUCGUCUAGCCAGGGCAUUCCUUGUCGGCAGAACAACAAGACGAGUCCGAGGAAUUUCAGGAAACCGACUAAGGCUAACAACGGGCCUAAAAGACAGGACGCCGCCGCCCGGGAAAUCGAACGCGACCGUUUCGACGCCCAUCGACUUCUCGACGAGAGGGUUUCUGGUAAAAGUAAUUCGCCGCAACGAAGCCCGAAGGAUCACAAAAUGUAUUCCAAGCCUUCCAAGGACUGUCCGUCGAAGGAUAACAAAUCUGAGUGCAGGCCAGCCAAGGACUAUCCCCUGAAGAAUGACGAAUGGAAACGAAAUUCCGACGAAAAUCCUAGAACCAAUUUGUACGACACCGUGAAAUCUAGGAGACGGCAGGCGGCGGCGAAACAGUCGAUAGAAAAACCGCGAGAAACUCGCAGAUCGACGCCGACAUCUCCUCGGGACAGAAACAAAACGUCCAACGGUUACGCCAGAGGUUUGCCCGAUUUGAGCGAAGCGUGCACAAGGACGCCGCCGCCGCCUCGCGAUCGAGGCAAGGCUUCGGGCGUGUUCGAAAGCAGCUUGGACGAUUUGAAAAUGAAAAUUUCCGUCACUAAGGGCGCCGCCAAGCACGCCAACAACAACAGCGAGUUCGAUCGAUUGAGGAGAGAAGGGAACAAAAAUCCUUAUUUCAAACCUGACAACAGUCACAAUACUGUGCAGAGAAAUCUACACCACGAGUCACCUCAUCGAAAUAACCACAAAUCCUCGAACAAUACCCAUAAUAAUAGAGAUGGCAGAAGAACGGAAUCUUCUAACAGUUAUUAUUGGAGUCCAAAUGAAGUUUCUUCGAGAAAUUCGAGUCAUUCAAAUCGCAAACAGCCUUGCGAGAUCAUCCACGAUGAGUCCAACAUACCAAAAUCGCCAAUCCCUGAACAGAGCGGGACCACCACUUUUAGUAACAACUAUAUCGAAAAGAGUUGUUCGGAAAGUCAAAUUAAAGUGUUCGAAGAGUUGCACAAAUUGGUCCAGGAACAGGUGAAGAGGAGUAGGAAGAAUAAUCCGCAUUGGGAUACCUACGUUAAUUGUGAUAGAAGCCAGUAUGAUUAGUAGGAGUUUUUUAAUUUUUGCAAUGUUUGGUACAAUAUUUGUCUGAAAUAUUUUCUAAUCAAUUUAAGAUAUGCCAGAACGUGUAAUGCUGUGCAAGCGUAUUUCGCAAAAAGUGCUAUAAGUUCAUAUGUGAUUCAAAAAUUUUUAAAUAGGAAUAAGCCUUAAGUUAAUUUAUAAGUUAGUGAUAAGUGCAAAAGUGUAAAUUUCGAUUAGGAUUGUAUAUAAUUAUCUAACGUGUAAUAUAAACUUAGUAAUAGGCAACGUGUAAAAAGUAAUUUAAUAAACAAUUGUCACAUU
Messenger RNA from Phyllotreta striolata, 10421 nucleotides. Lineage: Eukaryota; Metazoa; Arthropoda; Insecta; Coleoptera; Chrysomelidae. The record is from the annotation of a GenBank genome assembly.